Messenger RNA from Scomber scombrus (Atlantic mackerel), 1111 nucleotides. RefSeq lists its product as uncharacterized. The record is from RefSeq and is a predicted model, not a curated record. The coding region runs from base 30 to 869 and encodes 279 amino acids. The transcript has 12 exons. NCBI's taxonomy places the organism in Eukaryota, Metazoa, Chordata, Actinopteri, Scombriformes, Scombridae.
CAACAACACCAACACCAACCUCAACUACGAUGACAACAACAACACCAACAACAACGACAACAGCAACUGUGCGUACACCUACAAGAAGACAAACAGCAGCAACAACUACGACUUCAACAAAGAAACCAAAAGAUGUUACAACCACUCCUACAACAUCAGCAGCAUCUGCAACAAAGACUCUGUAUUUGGGGUUGGGGGUAGUUGUUCCCUUCGUCGUCCUCCUCCUCAUCAUCGCCUACUGUACCUGGAGACGAAGGUUUAAAAGACGAGAAGAAGAAUUCCCGGUCUAUGACGAAAUUCAGGAGGGAGGACUGAAACUUAAAAAGCGUAUGGAUGGUUCUGGCGGAGCAUCAGCUACAUACUGCAUGGCGGGUUUCCCAGGCACAUCUCUAUCUUGUGAGUCGCCAUAUUCCUUGAUCACUAACCCUUUGCCUGAUGGUAAUAAACAAGGACUCAAGAAACAAACCACCCAACCAAACCAAAAUUAUCCCACAUAUCACACCAUCUUUGAUGCUGCACCAACAGGAAACAGAACCGGCACAUCUGUAACUAAUGAGUCGCCAUAUUCCUUGAUCACCAACCCUUUGCCUGAUGGUAAUAAACAAGGACUCAAGAAACAAACCAACCAACCAAACCAAAAUGAUCCCACAUAUCACACCAUCUUUGAUGCUGCACCAACAGGAAACAGAACCGGCACAUCUGUAACUAAUGAGUCGCCAUAUUCCUUGAUCACCAACCCUUUGCCUGAUGGUAAUAAACAAGGACUCAAGAAACAAACCAACCAACCAAACCAAAAUGAUCCCACAUAUCACACCAUAUUUGAUCCUGCACCAACAGGAAACAGAACCGAUACAUCUCUAACUAAUUAGUCACCAUAUUCCUUUAUUACCAGCUGAAUGACCAGAAGUGUUUCUUACUGAAACCCAUAAAAUUCUUAAAGUUUGUUUGUUGAUAAAAAUUGGGAAGAGAAAAAAAGCUUAUUUAUAAGUUUUGGAGGACUAGGUUAAACUGUUUCAAUGGGGCUUAAGUGUAUUAAGUUAUUUUUGUAUUAGAGUCCUGCAAUCCUUUUAGAAUAAAAUCCUUUAUUAUUCAUCAUUCUAAAAUAUUUGUU